CCCGGGCGGAAUCCUCCCGAGCGGCCAUCGCCGGGCUCCAUGGAGAAGCGGGGCGCGCCGCCGGCCGCCCUUCCGCGGGGUCCAGUGCUGCACAUCGUGGUGGUGGGCUUCCAUCACAAGAAGGGUUGCCAGGUUGAAUUCUCCUACCCGCCCCUGAUGCCUGGAGAAGGACAUGACAGCCACAGUUUACCAGAGGAGUGGAAAUAUUUGCCAUUUCUUGCCUUACCAGAUGGUGCUCACAACUACCAGGAAGAUACUGUGUUUUUCCAUUUGCCACCAAGAUGUGGGGACCGAACCACAGUAUAUGGUGUCUCCUGCUACAGGCAGAUUGAAGCAAAGGCAUUAAAAGUACGACAAGCAGACAUCACCCGAGAAACAGUGCAGAAAAGUGUCUGUGUUCUCAGUCAGCUGCCUUUGUAUGGGUUACUCCAGGCCAAGCUGCAGCUCAUUACUCACGCCUAUUUUGAAGAAAAAGACUUCUCACAAAUUUCAAUUCUAAAGGAACUUUAUGAUCAUAUGAAUAGUUCCUUGGGAGGGACUUUGUUAGAAGGAUCACAAGUUUAUCUUGGUCUGUCUCCUCGGGAUCUUGUUCUUCACUUCAGACACAAGGUCUUGAUCCUUUUUAAAUUGAUUCUUCUAGAGAAGAAGGUGCUGUUUUAUAUUUCUCCAGUAAAUAGAUUGGUGGGAGCUUUGAUGACUGUCCUGUCAUUAUUUCCUGGUAUGAUUGAGCAUGGUCUUACUGACAGCUCACACUAUAGACCCAGAAAAAGCAUAUCAGAGGAUGCUGGCUUGCAAGAAACUACACCGUGGUUAGAUAACUCAGCUUCUGUGUCUGCUGGUGAUGUUUCAAACACGCACUUGGGAGCAGAGAAGGGAGGCAGGAAGAUGGCAGGAAACCAUUCGAUGGAAGGUCAGAAAGCAAACAUGCCUUUCUCCCAAUCAGAGAAGACUUAUAAUGGAGCUCAGUCCUCCAAUGGCACUGUGCAGCAUUUAGAAGUUCCUUCCCGCACAUCUCUGGAAUCCUCUGAAAGUGACUGGGAGACCUUAGAUCCUAGCAUUUUGGAUGAGGCUGCUAUGAAAGGAGAAUGUGAAAAAGCAGCAUCAGAACAGGUGGAAAAUCGUCCAAGUGAAUGCCCGAGCUCGGAAAGUCUUCCAAUCACUGUGCAGCCCCAAGCCAACACAGGACACGUGGUGCUUGUUCCAGGACUCAUCUCUGGGUUGGAAGAGGACCAGUAUGGUAUGCCGUUGGCUAUUUUUACAAAGGGAUACCUUUGCUUGCCAUACAUGGCACUGCAGCAGCAUCAUCUGCUGUCAGAUGUGACAGUCCGCGGCUUUGUUGCCGGAGCCACCAAUAUCCUGUUCCGUCAGCAGAAACAUCUGAGCGAUGCAAUUGUGGAAAUAGAAGAUGCUCAUGUACAAAUCCACGAUCCAGAACUUCGGAAGAUCCUGAACCCUACAACAGCUGACCUCAGAUUUGCAGAUUACUUGGUGAAGCACGUGACUGAGAACAGAGAUGAUGUUUUCCUUGACGGCACCGGAUGGGAAGGAGGAGAUGAGUGGAUCAGGGCUCAGUUCAGUGCUUAUCUUCAUGCACUGCUCGCUUCUGUGCUGCAACCAGACAAUGACAAGACUUUGUCAGACUUUGGAACAGCCUUUGUAGCAGCCUGGAAAAAUACUCACAACUACAGAGUAUGGAAUAGCAACAAGCAUCCAGCUCUUGCAGAAGUACAUUCCAGCCAUCCAUUCCAGGGACAAUACUCUGUGUCAGACGUUAAACUAAGAUUGUCACAUUCUGUGCAAAACAGUGAACGUGGGAAGAAGAUUGGAAAUGUGAUGGUGUCCACCAGCCGAAAUGUUGUGCAAACAGGAAAAGCUGUAGGUCAGUCGGUUGGAGGAGCCUUCACAAGUGCAAAAUCAGCCAUGUCAUCAUGGUUUUCCACUUUUACACAGUCAAGCCAAAGCCUUGGGGACUAAGUGAUGGCUUUGCCCAGUGCUGCUGAAUAUUUCAGGUGCAAUGGUUUCUCUGAGCUGUAAAAGGACUGCUUCAAAAAGUAGGAGUGAAUACUACCUAUCCGGGACCAAAACAAGGCAUGUGUUGCUUUCAAGAUGUGGAAUGUUAUUCAGUUUCACUAGAAGUAUAGAAUGGUGAGUGCCCCCAUACGAUGAGAUGGCAUUUGCUGGAUAUAAGUUGUAUUUAAGAUGACUACUUCAAAUCUGAGCCUUUAUAGAGACAUUAGCAAACAAGGCUUGCUGCAAGCCAAGCGUGUUUGACUUUAGAUUUGUACAUUUUCUUGGAUGUUGGAGAUAUUUAUGUAAAGUAGUUAUAUUUUUCGAUCCAAGUAGCCAAACGGUUGUGAAUCUUCCUAGAAAUAAGCAGAGUGUGACUACUGAUUCAUCUUCCAGGUUGGGUUAGAGAGCAUGUCAGCAGCAGAGAUGGGUGGAAGCCCAGGAACGGCUCAAAGCCAGGUAUUGCUUUGCUGCUUCCACCUGCAGACCAGAAUCAGCAGGGUGCAGAAGAAGACUGUGGCUGACGUUUGAGCGUUUCUCCUUUCUCAUCUGUAGCCACGCACGGUCUUCUGCAUUCAUCUCUCUAGCUCUCUUUGUGUCUGCAAGUCUGCGUAACGAUUGCGAAAUUGCUCUUUUCUUGGUAUUACACAGUGGGCCUUUGUAACAGGGAAUGUUUUGGCAGUGUUUUACCCCGGGGCAUGAGCAGGAUUCCAGUUGGAGAGAUCUCUUCAUGAAAAGUAUUACAACACAAUACUCCAAAAUUAAGAUUGAAUCAUAGACAGUUUUCUGAGGUCUUGCUCUGUUAGGAUAUAAUUACACCAUCAAUGUAAUUAUUAUGUAUAUGAAUACUGAGUAUUAAAAUUACCUAAGCUAGCACAGUAGCAGGCUGCGUAUUUUUUUUUUGCCAGUGAAGUUAUGAAGACUCUUCCAAAUGAAGAUUGGCUCUACAGAUUUUUUCUGCCUACUCAGGGAACGUUCUAUUUGGAUAACUCCUUUUUUCAUAAGGAAAGUAACACCAGAAUUGAGGGAGCAACUGAAACAGUUCAGUUCUUAUCCUGGCAUGAAGGAAUAUAAUAGUUUGUAUGAAGAGAUGUGACAUAAUGCUGUACCUCGUAUGGAAAGUGCAGGCAGUGGCUUCUGUACGUAAACAUGUUCCACACUGUACAUUUCAUGCUCCUGAAACAGAUUAUUUGCUGUCAGUUGCAAUGCAUGUGCUGUUCCUUCUAGCAUCCCCACAGGGUACCGUUUUCUGUGUUGCAUUAUCAGGUAUUCCAGCUUCUCCGUAUUGGAACGCUCUUAGUUUAUUCCCUUAUCGGUAUCUUUGUGUUCUGCCAUGCUUUUUUCUGGGGCCAAGGUUUCGAGUCGUGGUUAUUUCAUACAUUCCUCAAAUAAAAUAGCUGUACGUGAGAUAAAUAAGACAGUUCUAAUGUAAUUUAACAGGUUCUAUUUUCUUCAGGUGCACUUCAGAAGCUAGUGGAAAAGCACAGCUGGAUCUCAUAGUUACUGUCCAACAGUGUAAUUUUCAGUGUUACUGGUUCAGUUAGCAAUUCGAAAACAGAAGAUCUGUUUUAAAGGGUUUAUUAAGCUAAAUAUGUAAGACAACCACAGAAAACCUGAAAGUGUACGGCUGGCUUGAGUGACUUCAUUGGAGAUGGGCAAAAAAUGCCCCUAAAGCUCUUCUAAAUCUACUGCUUCUGAAAUACAAGUGAAAUACACCUACAGAACUUUAUUGCUCCUGAACUCAAUAUGUAUGUCUGUCUUCUAAAACUUCUGAUGCUCUUUAAUGUCCUACUCCACGACUCUGUAAUAGACAUUGAUAUCUUUUUAAAGAUUAUGAAAUACCUGUAGGAAGACCUGUGCUGACAUAAGAGUAAAGGUGCAGUUAUUGGUGAUGAUUGUAGAGCUUUCUGAUUCAGCACGCAGGUAAGAAAAUAAUGGCUUGCUUUUGUGAUCUUUUUCCCCCCCAUUCUGGCUGUCUCUGUUGUGGAGCCAAAAAUACCACCAGGUUAAGAGCAUUUUCCUUUCUUGUUUCUCAACACAAGGUUGGAUUAAGAAACUUGUGUUUAUCUUCAAUGUUCUUAAGAAUAAACUUCCUGCUAGCAAGUUGAAUGAUGAUUUAAACUCAGCAGUGGGUGGAGACGAAGUGAUCUUUGUAAUAAGUUGUCUUCAUUAAUAGGUAUGUUUGCUCUUUGACACUUGUUUAAACGUACUUUUGGUCUGGGAGGAGGGAUAGCAGCCAUUGACUUUCAUCUCAGUUGAUGUAGUCUUCUUCUUAAUUUCAUAUGUGUGAUCUCUUUACAUAAAUCCAGAGUGAAUGCAAGCUCUUUUCUUCCCCUGUUUUAAAGCAUUAUUACUUAUUCAAAAGGAUUUCUGCAGUCAAUUUCUAUUUCAAAGGCUCUUGACGUCUGUUGCUGCAUAGCAAGAAAUAGAGAGCUCUAAAUGAAUUGGCGAUAGCACCUCUAAUGAGAGUCAACUGUGAAGGUAUUGUUGCAGCUCAGUCACAACGUACAUUGCAGAGGUAUUUCUGAUUGUUAAUGUACAGCAUGAACUCACCUCCAGAUAAGAAAGUGUCACACUUCCCUCAACUUUAUGACAAAGGCAUCAACCUGUAGCUUAGCAGUAUUUGGGGAACUGCCUACUGAGUAUACAUAGAACAAAUCCCCCCAGGUCCACUAGACUAAGUAUUGUUGACCUAAUAUUUCAUUUGGCCAAAGUGUUCACUGUUUUUCAUCAUUUCCAUGUCAUAGCCUUCAUUCUUGAGCACAUCUGGCAGCACUUCCUUCAAAUGUAACAAUCAGUUAUCAUUUUCAGAUCACUCUUCUAGUCCACUGAUUUGUUUGUAUGUCUGUUUUAAGCACCUUUGUAAUGAAAUUUAGUAUUUUGUCUAAACAAGCUUCUUAUGUCCAUAGAAAUUAUUGCUAAGCAGCGAAACUAAAGUGGCAGUAUUUCAUUGUAAAAGUGAAGGUGUGAAUGCAGUUUUCAAACAUAGAAACUGUUACUUGAUCAUUGAAAAAUAGAAGCAAUGGAUUUGAA
This is a messenger RNA of Centrocercus urophasianus (Greater sage-grouse), 5040 nucleotides long. It is a transcript of the gene AVL9, whose product is annotated as AVL9 cell migration associated. Lineage: Eukaryota; Metazoa; Chordata; Aves; Galliformes; Phasianidae. The transcript is spliced from 16 exons. The record is from RefSeq and is a predicted model, not a curated record. Gene Ontology annotation, cellular component: cytoplasm. Bases 40 to 1974 code for a protein of 644 amino acids.